Molecule: messenger RNA, 1911 nt
Organism: Larimichthys crocea (large yellow croaker)
Lineage: Eukaryota; Metazoa; Chordata; Actinopteri; Sciaenidae
Gene: lamtor1
Product: late endosomal/lysosomal adaptor, MAPK and MTOR activator 1
Exons: 5
Coding region: 229-711 (160 amino acids)
Biological process (GO): positive regulation of TOR signaling; endosomal transport; positive regulation of MAPK cascade
Cellular component (GO): Ragulator complex; membrane raft; late endosome membrane
Molecular function (GO): molecular adaptor activity; guanyl-nucleotide exchange factor activity
Source: RefSeq, a predicted model, not a curated record
UUCUCAAAAACCGGACGUGGUCGUUUGUGUUGUUGCACCAGAGCUGCUGUCAUGUGAUAGCUCGUCCGAGGAGCUGCUGUUGACAGUAGCUUCCUUACCUUUAGAUGAAGCUAACGCAAACCCGAGCAGGAGAGAAGUUUUAUGUGUGUCGGAGCAGAUAAACACGGCUGGUUUCUGACGGAGAACAGGGACGGUGGGGUUGUGUAGCUUGGCCCCGCGGACGCUGUCAUGGGUUGCUGUUACAGCAGCGAGAACGAGACCACAGAGCAGGACUCUGAUGAAAGUAAGCCGCUAAUCCCCCCUCCGAAUCCUGUCAGCAAACCCCCGAAUGGAACUGACUGGAUGCCUACCAACGUCCCCUCAGCGCGGACAGAUGAACAGGCUCUCCUCACAUCCAUCCUCACGAAGACGGCACAGAACAUCAUUGAUGUCUCAGCAGCUGACUCUGUCAUGAUGGAGCAGCAUGAAUAUAUGGACAAAGCUCGACAAUACAGUACAAAGCUGGCUGUGUUGAGCAACAGUCUGCCCCAGAAGAAAGCACUUGCUCUGCCCUCCCUCACCAGCCAGCCCCACCAAGUGCUUGCAAGUGACCUGGUGCCGUACUCAGAUGUUCAGCAGGUGUCCAAGAUAGCAGCGUAUGCUUACAGUGCAAUCUCGCAAAUCAAAGUGGAUGCUAAAGAAGAACUAGUGGUCCAGUUUGCCAUUCCCUGAUUCAGUGACCCUGGCUGCAUAUUGUUCCUCCCAUCCUGCUCUCUCUGUGUCACUUCUGCAUCCUCACCCUCCAGCCCACCCUUUAUUAAAACAUCUUGCUCCUUGUGCUUCUUAGCUAUGCCUCUAACAGCUACAAAGAGAGAGAUGAUGUAGGAAUGCACCCUAUGGAUGUCAUUUAGUGUAUUUAGUUAUGGGUCAGUGACUGCCUGUCAUCAUGGGCUGUGGAAGGAUGGUUUACUGUAGAUGGGCCAUUGGGGUGUGAAUGGGGUCUCAUAUUUUACAACAAGGCCUCCUCUUAAUGUGUGAAUCACAUGCUUUGUCAGAAGCAGCUGUGGAAAAAUCAUCAUCAUUCAUCCUUCUUGGUGAUCUAUCUUAUCUCUUAACAGUUUUCAGUGCUGUGUCAGUAUCUUUAUUUUUUUUUUCCUUAGCCUGUAUACUCAGGCAAGCAAGAAUAACUCCACACACCAGACUGUUCUCCAAAGGCAUAGACGAAUGUACAUUGUAUUCACCUGGAACAGAGCUGGCAUUAUACUUGAUAUAAUCUCACCUGGAACGGGUGCCAUAUUUUAGCCAUUUACCUGGAUUAAAAACUUGCAACAUGGCUUAUAUUUUGCACUUCAUAUGUCCUUAACUCUGCCCAUGCCUCAGUCAGUUUUUCUCCUUGGACAGCAAAAAGGGAAAAGUAAAAAAGACAGACUGUUUCCUCUUUGAGGUUAAAGAUGUGAUUAUAAUUUAGAAGGUUGUACUUCAGUCCUGUUGCAUGCUGGCAAGAUAUGAACAUCCCACAGUGAUCUAGUGGCAACCUGCACCAAGAACCACGUCUUACCACAACUUUAACAUGAACCAUUAAACCAACCUGACUUUACGAAAUUGAAUUCACUGUAACGUUUAAAAACUGACAGUGAAACGGGUCUGGCCGGUUAUUUGUUGUCCAGUGUGUAAUCAGUUCCAGUUGAGGCCAAAUCAUGAGUGACCAGUCCAUAGUGGGUGGCUUUUGGUGGGUGAGGAUGCAAACACAAGCAGAAGGGUGCCAGGUGAGCCUGCUUAUGUCACUGGGGGUGGGAGAAGAUGAAGCUUUCUUGGGGCACAAGUUCUCCAGUUUACAGACAGUAAUGUGUCCUCUGCAAUUUUCUAGCACUAACAAAAUGAACUCUCUAAAUCAAAUCCCAGAACUUCACAUAUUCAAUAGCCUUGGAGACA